Molecule: messenger RNA, 1544 nt
Organism: Boeremia exigua
Lineage: Eukaryota; Fungi; Ascomycota; Dothideomycetes; Pleosporales; Didymellaceae
Product: ligand-effect modulator 3 family
Exons: 6
Coding region: 91-1353 (420 amino acids)
Cellular component (GO): endoplasmic reticulum; plasma membrane; Golgi apparatus
Source: RefSeq, a predicted model, not a curated record
GUCCGCCAGCAACGUCGUCAGCGUCCGCCAGCACCACUGCGACUUUUGCACCCACGCCUGCCACCGCGGAACAGCGCGGAUUUGCCCAACAUGUCGCAGACACAGCAGAUGGAGGCCAGCGACUCGAUUUCCAGCCAGGACCCGAACCGCGACGAGACCAAGAAGACGAAGAGCAGGAGACCCCCGAAUACGGCGUUUCGCCAGCAGCGACUGAAGGCGUGGCAACCCAUCUUAACCCCGAAGACCGUCCUUCCACUCUUCUUUGUCGUCGGCAUCAUCUUUGCGCCGAUAGGCGGGCUUCUGCUCUACGCCAGCUCGCUGGUCCAGGAGAUCUCGAUUGACUACACCCUCUGCAACACCACCGCGCCCCUCACCGAUGCCGACUUCGAUCCGUCCGCCGAGAGUACCCUCGCCGACAUUCCCUCGGGCGAUGUCUCAGCGUCUUUCAAGACGGCCAUGAAGUCGCCGCCGCAGUGGGGCAAGGCCUGGGAGAAUUACACGUGGCCGUCAGGCAAGGUUCAGAACACCAGCGUGUGUAUCCUCAGCUUCGAGGUCCCCAAUGACAUCCAGCCGCCCAUCCUCUUCUACUACCGCCUCACCAACUUCUACCAGAACCACCGACGUUACGUGAGGAGUGUGGAUAUAGAGCAGCUGAAGGGGACGGCUCGCUCUGCGAGUGACAUCAACUCUGGCGACUGUGGGCCCCUUGAUGUUGUCGAUGGCAAGCCGUACUAUCCCUGUGGUCUCAUUGCCAAUUCCAUGUUCAAUGACACCUUCACCGCUUUGAACGCAACAAACCCAUCGCAGAACGACGACAGCCCUAGUGUAUACAAUAUGACGACGGACGGAAUCUCGUGGGCGCACGAGGGCGAUUUGUACGGCAAGACAGCUUACAAGCCCUCCGACGUCGUGCCCCCGCCGAACUGGCAAGAGCAGUUCGUCGAUGGCAGCUACGACUCUUUGACCGAGCUGCCUAAUCUUCACACGUGGGAGGCGUUCCAGGUCUGGAUGAGAACAGCUGGUCUGCCAACGUUCAGCAAACUCGCCCAGCGCAAUGACAAUGAUGUCUUGAAAGCGGGCAACUACCGGCUGAAGAUCUACGACCGCUUUCCGGUACAGGCAUACAGUGGCACCAAGUCCAUAUUGAUCUCCACGCGCACCGUCAUGGGUGGCAAGAACCCGUUUUUGGGCAUUGCGUACAUCGUCGUUGGAGGCCUUUGCAUCUUACUCGGUGCCGUCUUCCUCGCCACUCAUCUCAUCAAGCCGAGAAAACUCGGCGACCACACCUACCUCACGUGGAACAACGAUCAGCCCAGCACAGCGACGACUACCGGGCGCGCCGGUGGAGCGUAGUGACGGAAAUUGCCACAACGUCUUUGUUGUCAGAAUGUUUGGUUGACUUGUUUCCCUCUUUUUGCGAUUGUACCAAUUGUACCGAUUCACGCGUGGAUACGGAUGCUGGUCAUUGUAUGGAUAUCAUGAGGCCAAGAAGCCCGGAGUUAUGGUGUUUGAGCGAGAGACUGGAACAUAGUCUAUUUUGUUUG